Messenger RNA from Rotaria sp. Silwood2, 762 nucleotides. The record is from the annotation of a GenBank genome assembly. NCBI's taxonomy places the organism in Eukaryota, Metazoa, Rotifera, Eurotatoria, Philodinida, Philodinidae.
AUGAAACAAUGUGACAUUAUAAUGGAUCAAUUAUUUACACAUACACCACGUCUUCGACGUAUUAUAGCCGAUAAUUGUUUAAAUAUACAUAUGAAUUCAUUGUCAAUUUCUUCGUCGAUGACGACUUUAAGUAUUUCACUAAUAAAUGUUCAGUAUCGUGAUAGUUUCUUUAAUUUUUUACAAAAGAUGCCUAAUCUACGUUAUUUGAAAGUAGAAUUCUAUUCUGUUUAUUUAUAUAUUAAUGGACAAAGAUGGGAACAAAUGAUUCGUAAUUGUUUAACAAAUCUUGAGCGAUUACAAUUUAAAAUGUUACUUUCCUUAAAUAAUGAUCAAGAAGAAGAGGAACAAAUUGAUAGAAUACUUGAUACAUUUCGUAGUCAAUUUUGGUUAGUAGAACAUCGUUGGUUUGUUCAAUGUGAUUGGAGUUUAUACAAAGAAUUUGCCAGUCUCUAUAUUUUACCAUAUGCCUUUGAUACUUUUCGUUUUUAUUCAUCAAUUCAAUCAAAAUCAACCUUAUCAUUUGAUAAUGAUCAACGAUUAUAUGAUUGUGUACAUGAUUUGAUAUAUAAACCUCGUUUAUUCAACAUAUCAUCUUCGUUUCAUAUUCAAUUUUUUAACAUUCAACAUCUUUCAAUCGAAUUUCCAAUCACUUCUCAUUUUUGGUCUAUUGUUCCAAGAUUCGAUCACUUAGUUUCACUUGAUGCACUAUCGAAUAAUUAUGAUGAACAUUGUCAAUAUCAACUAAUAAGAAGAUUUACUUAA